Messenger RNA from Mauremys reevesii (Reeves's turtle), 2096 nucleotides. Its product is annotated as THAP domain-containing protein 6-like. The transcript is spliced from 6 exons. The record is from RefSeq and is a predicted model, not a curated record. NCBI's taxonomy places the organism in Eukaryota, Metazoa, Chordata, Testudines, Geoemydidae. Bases 246 to 929 code for a protein of 227 amino acids.
GGCUCCCUCAGGGGGACAGAGCCUCCCCGCCCCCCACAUUAACAUAGUCUGGCAGAUAAUGAGCGGGGUGGGGGCUGCAGAAACUCUUGGAAAAGCAGAGUCUGCGCUGCUCCUUACGGCAGGUGUUCGUGGUGCGCAUUGAAACUGAGCCCGACAGUGACAAAUACCCCAGUGGCGUAGGCGGGAGUGUAACCCUGGGAGACUAACGGCACUGAAUGCAGUAACCAUCUCUGAGGGGGACUAUCAUGGUGAAAUACUGUGCAGCAUAUAACUGCAGUAAUGCAGACACAAAGUUAAAUCGGAAGCAGGGAAUAACUUUUCAUAGGUUUCCCAAGGAUAAUAAGAAAAAACAGCAGUGGGCCCAGGCAGUACAUCGGGCUGACCCUGUGAGUGGCAAACUCUGGACACCAUCUGAAUGGGAUAUGAUUUGUUCUCAGCAUUUCAAUCCUGAUUGCUUCAAAGAAAUUAAUGGAAAGAAAUUUUUAAAGGAAGGGAGUUGUCCUUCUAUAUUUUCCUUUCCUGACAAUUUUCAGAAAAAAGAUAAUUCUCUACGGAGAUCAGCGAAGAACUCCAAAUGGGCUGGCACAUUUCUAGAAAAUCCUCCACUCACGGCAGAUCCCACUGAGGUGUAUGUAACGAAAACAACGAACAACCCAAAAAGAUUAACAGAAAACUUCAGCUGUGCUCAUGAGGUAGUCACCAGUGGGGUGUGUAAUACACAGGACACAGUAAUGACAGACCACCAUUACCAUAUCACAGACAGUCCAAAAACUCUGAAGAGGAAACUGGAUGAACUUUUAGCAGAGAAUCACAAGCUCAGAAGAAAAUUAAGAAAUGCUUCUGAUCAGGAAGAGAGAUUCCAUAAAAAUAUGGAAAUCUUGUUGGACAAGCUGCACUCUAAAGACAUGUUGUCAUGGGAAAUAACGUGAUUGCUAGAUCUGUGCAAAGGCCAGGGGCUGAAUGACAAGUCUUCUCUCCCACUGCACCCAGCUGUUGGAUAAGAAAUGUUCACUAAUGUUUAUUGCUAUAUAUGUCAUUUUUGAAUGUAUUUAAUUAAAUAAAAAGCUGUAAACAUUACUGAAGUUUUCAUAUAAAAGCUAGAAACUUCAAAGUUAAGAUUGGCACUUGUGUUGUUCAGGGAGUGAAUGUCAGCCUUUUACUUUAAUUCCCUGUCUCUUCAUGUGUCCCACAUGGUUAUUUUUUAGCUAUAUAGUUUCAUGGAGGGUGGAUGGGAGUUUUACUGCUUUUUUAAAAAAGUCUUCUGUAGACAUUUACUAAGUGGGUUGUAUUUACCUGAGAGAGCCAUGGCUUUUUGAAAUAAUACACUAGAAUGUUCCAAUAAGUAUUUAUAAAUUUCCCCAAACCUGAUAAAUAUAUUGCAGCAUUUAUGAAAAUUUGUAUUGGUUCAUAUCUCUUUAUAUUUAACCAGUGUAUUAGACUAGUUUCAGAUAAUUUUUAAUGGCAAAAAGUUGAGAAGACCACAUCAUGACACACUUCUUUUGCAGCUCUUCCAAAACUUCUAGCAGUAAAAACCUUCACGACAUCUCCAACCAUCACAGAUUUUGCUUAGGGCAUCUACUUUAUUCAUUGUUGUCUUUUUCCCCCCUUCUCCAUCUUAUGUCACCUUUUAAGUGCAUUAAUUUCUAACAGCGCAAUGGUGUCAUUGCACCCAUGCACUAUAAAAUCCAUUUACAUAAUGGUUUGAAAUAUACACUUUUUUUUUGAAAGACUGGCAUUUGCAUUAACUAUUGUAUUAAAUCUUAUGAUCACACAUAGUAAAGUGUGUGUGUGUACACCUCCCCCCCCGCUACCCUGAUAUAACGUGACCCAAUAUAACAAAUUCGGAUACAACAUGGUAAAGCAGUGCUGGGGGGGCGCUGCGCACUCUGGUGGAUCAAAGGAAGUUCGAUACAACGCGGUAAGAUUUUUUGGCUCCCAAGGACAGCAUUAUAUUGGGGUAGAGGGGGUGUAUGUGUGUAAAAUGUAAUGUUGUUUAAUGGAUCCAGACUUAUUCUAGUCCAUUGUAUCAAUAUAUAGUUCUGCUGUCUAUAUUGCAUGCUAAAAUUGAACCUAUUAAAAUUCAUUAUGAAAAAUAA